GCACUCUCAGUUAAAAGAAAUUCCAAACAAGAAUUCCAUCCCCAAAACCUCGUUUCUGCCUUCAGAGCUUUGGAAAGGCUUUGACCCACAAACCCAUAAAGUUUCUUCCUUCUCCAUUGCACGAAGAAGGAGACAGCCACAGCACAGCAUAGCACAGACAUGGCCCUUUGCUCCACCAGAUUUCUCUUCAUUCUCUUCAUACUUUCAGCCAUACCCAUCGCAUUUCUCAUCUCCCUCGAGCUCUCUAACCCCCCUUCCCAUGUCUAUUACUACCACAGCACUGGCUACUUGAGGGAAUGCGCCAAAUGGGACGAUCUCGGCCGCCGGUUCUUGGUCGGUUUCAUGGGCGGCGGCGUCGGCCAGGUUUCUGUCCCUGAUGAUCACUCCCCGGAGGCCGUUCUUGAGGAAGUUCCCGUCAUCAAAGAUGCUGAGUUGCAGGGGAAUGCUUCUCUUGGGAUUGUUGUUGACCGUCCCAGAAAUCGGCUGCUUGUGGUUGUCGCCGAUUUGCUUGGCAACAAGUACAGCGGACUUGCUGCGUACGAUCUCUCAUUGUGGAAGCGGCAAUUUCUGACUCGUCUUAGUGGUCCGAAUGAUGAGAAAUCCUUUGCGGAUGAUGUUGCUGUAGACUCCGAAGGCAAUGCAUAUGUCACCGAUGCCAAAAACAGCAAAAUAUGGAAGGUUGGAGUUGAUGGCAAAUUCAUAUCUAUCAUCAAAAGUUCUCUAUUCAUUCCAAAGGAGUGGUACAAAAACUUGGUUGGUUUAAAUGGCAUAGUUUAUCACCCAGAUGGUUUUUUGUUAGUUAUUCAUACAUUUAGUGGAAAUUUGUACAAAAUAGAUUUGGUGAAGGGGGAGGAAGUUAAGUUGAUCAAUGUAACUGGAGGCAGUCUUAUGCUUGGAGAUGGUCUAGAUCUACUUUCUCCAACCAAACUUGUAGUUGCAGGAAACCCAGCAGGAAGGUUGGUGGAGAGCACGGACGGGUGGGAAACCGCUACUUUGGUGUCGACAUGUUUGGGGCUCAAGCAUCGGUUGGCCACGUCUGCAACCGUGAAGAAUGGUAGGGUGUACCUCAGUCACAUGAUCGGUAUCGGCUACCCAAAGAAGAAGCAUGCUCUUGUAGAGGCAGUUUUUACUGCAUAGGAUGAUUUUCUAGGACAGAAUAUUUGAUGUAGGUUGAGAAUACAGAAGAAAAUUAACUUAUUUCUGUUUGGGUUUGUGUUAUUUUCAAUUUGGAGAUUGUGGAGAGAUGGAAGGUACUUUAAAUUUGAAACCAUUGUUCAUGGAA
Molecule: messenger RNA, 1282 nt
Organism: Benincasa hispida (wax gourd)
Lineage: Eukaryota; Viridiplantae; Streptophyta; Magnoliopsida; Cucurbitales; Cucurbitaceae
Product: Calcium-dependent phosphotriesterase superfamily protein
Cellular component (GO): endoplasmic reticulum
Source: RefSeq, a predicted model, not a curated record